Messenger RNA from Drosophila bipectinata, 1065 nucleotides. The record is from RefSeq and is a predicted model, not a curated record. Lineage: Eukaryota; Metazoa; Arthropoda; Insecta; Diptera; Drosophilidae.
AUGCCUCGCGUGUCACGUUUGUCCCAGGAGCAACGCCGGCAAGCUGCUUUAAACCGCAGCAGAGCCCGCUACCAACAAAAUGCGGUGGAAAUAAGAAGCAGGAACUCGCAACACAUCGCCAAUGUACGAGCAAGCAACCCAGACAUACAGGAGGAAAGUCGUGCGCAGAAUUCCGCAGCACGGGCUCAGAGGAGACGCAGCGAAAGGAUUCGCAAUCUAGAGCGCCUUCGGGAUACUGCAGCACAUGCUGAUAGGCGACUGGAUCUUCAAUUCCGUGUUCCAGAGAGGGUUCGGGACGCAGAAUCGCAUUUUGAUCGUCGACAGAACCCAGACUAUCGUGUUUCAGAGAGGAUUCGGGACAUGGAAGCACGGGCGACCCGUCGAGAAGACCCCGAGGAGCGGCGACGAGAGCAGUUACAAAACACUGCGGACCAUUCUACUCGGAGGGAUAAUCCAGAGUACCGAAUUCCGGAACGGAUUAGGGACAUGGAGGCACAUGCGCCCCGCCGAGAAGACCUGGAAGAGCGGCGACGAGUGCAGAUUCGGGACUCCGCAGCGCGAGCUGCUCAUCGCGAGGACCCAGAGGAACGUGCAAGGGAACAGGAAAGGAACACUGGAGAACACCGACAGCGACGAAGGGAUACGGAAAACAGGCAGCGAGAACGGGAAAGGGACGCCGAUUACAGGAGAGCAACCAGGAGAAAUCCCAUCGCAAGAACACAGGAGCAACGGAUAAACACAUCGCAACGCCGGGAAACACGACAACAGCGGAGGAUUCGGGAACAACAAAUUCGACUAAUGGCAGAGGAAAGAUUAAUAAACUUCAGGAUGGACCCCCAAAAUCGACUGGAUGCCUCCCAAAGGCAGUCUCAACGCAAUAUGGACGCAAGAGCUCAACUUUCGGAGGACGAACUGGAUCAGGAACGAGAACAACAGCGAAAUAGGAUUCGAGCAACAGCAAGGGAUCUUUAUCACAGGAACAUAAAGGAAGGACCAACGGAAAUUUGUAUUUGCUGUGGAGGAACAUGGUUCCGUUCGCACAUACAUCCUGGCUAUCUCCUCUAA